AUGACUGAACAAGAUGUUUAUCCAAAUAAAUACAAUGAGGUACGAAGUAUCCUCAAAUACGAUAUAGAUAUAUAUAAUGCAAUUAUUUCACACAAUAUUGAUUUUGUUACAUUCUUAAUGAAUGAAUACAAUUUAGAGAUAGAUUUAGAAUGUUGUGGAAAGUAUAAUAAUCUUGAAUCAUUUUUAAUUUAUUUCAAUCAAACUAAUAAUAUUAACCAUUGCUUUGUUUAUUCAGUGAUGUUUGAUAUUCCAUCUAUUUGCUAUCAAAUGGUGCAAAUAUCAAUGCAAAAAAUAAUGAUAGAAAAACAGUACUUCAUUAUGCAGCAUGGAAUAGUAGUAAAGAAAUAA
Molecule: messenger RNA, 348 nt
Organism: Trichomonas vaginalis G3
Lineage: Eukaryota; Parabasalia; Trichomonadida; Trichomonadidae
Product: spectrin binding
Exons: 1
Coding region: 1-348 (115 amino acids)
Source: RefSeq, a predicted model, not a curated record